This is a messenger RNA of Terrapene triunguis (Three-toed box turtle), 2073 nucleotides long. RefSeq names its product SEH1 like nucleoporin (gene SEH1L). Gene Ontology annotation, cellular component: Seh1-associated complex; nuclear pore outer ring. Gene Ontology annotation, molecular function: structural molecule activity; protein binding. Gene Ontology annotation, biological process: positive regulation of TORC1 signaling; cellular response to amino acid starvation. The transcript has 9 exons. Lineage: Eukaryota; Metazoa; Chordata; Testudines; Emydidae. Bases 170 to 1345 code for a protein of 391 amino acids. The record is from RefSeq and is a predicted model, not a curated record.
GCGAGGGACGCUCCCUCGUGCGCACGCGCUCCGAGCAGAUGCACGCGCGAGCCACCCUCGCUCUGUCCCGGGGGUGAGAGCGAGGCGCGGUUGCCCCGCGCGGGGGGAAGCCGUAGCGGCGCGCUCGGAGGGAAGCGGAGCCGGCGGCGGCGGCGGCCCAGGCUGGGAGAUGUUCGUGGCGCGCAGCAUCGCGGCCGAUCACCGCGACCUCAUCCACGAUGUCUCCUUCGACUUCCACGGGCGGCGCAUGGCGACCUGCUCCAGCGACCAGAGCGUCAAGGUUUGGGACAAAAGUGAAAAUGGGGAUUGGCAUUGUACUGCCAGCUGGAAGACACACAGUGGGUCCGUAUGGCGUGUGACAUGGGCUCAUCCUGAGUUUGGACAGGUCCUGGCUUCCUGUUCUUUUGACAGAACUGCUGUAGUAUGGGAAGAAAUAGUGGGAGAGUCGAAUGAUAAACUUCGAGGGCAGAGUCACUGGGUGAAAAGGACCACUCUGGUAGACAGUAGGACAUCUGUUACAGAUGUGAAGUUUGCUCCCAAGCAUAUGGGUCUUAUGUUAGCAACCUGUUCGGCAGAUGGAGUAGUGAGGAUAUAUGAAGCUCCUGAUGUUAUGAAUCUCAGUCAGUGGUCACUGCAGCAUGAAAUCUCAUGUAAGCUAAGCUGCAGUUGCAUUUCUUGGAAUCCAUCAAGCUCUCGAGCUCAUUCUCCGAUGAUAGCUGUAGGAAGUGAUGACAACAGUCCAAAUAUACUGGCUAAGGUUCAAAUUUAUGAAUACAAUGAAAAUACCAGGAAGUAUGCAAAAGCAGAAACUCUUAUGACAGUCACUGAUCCUGUACAUGAUAUUGCAUUUGCUCCGAACCUGGGAAGAUCCUUCCAUAUUUUAGCUGUAGCUACCAAAGAUGUACGAAUUUUCACACUGAAACCUGUAAGGAAAGAAUUGACUUCUUCUGGAGGACUAACAAAAUUUGAAAUUCAGAUAGUAGCUCAGUUUGAUAAUCACAAUUCCCAGGUCUGGCGAGUAAGCUGGAACAUUACAGGCACAGUGCUUGCAUCAUCUGGUGAUGAUGGCUGUGUUAGACUAUGGAAAGCUAAUUACAUGGACAACUGGAAGUGCACUGGUAUACUGAAAGGUAACGGGAGUCCAGUCAAUGGUAGUUCUCAGCAGGGAAUGUUUAAUGCUUCUCUAGGUUCAGCCAAUACAAGCCUACAGAAUUCAUUAAAUGGAUCAGCUGCUGGCAGGUGGCCUGGCUCCACAACCCAAGCCUUGGCUCCCGUGAUGUUGUCCAGGAGGCCCAGCUCAGAAGCUCCUUCCCUUGUGUGUACUAGGGAAGGGGGAAGCUUGUAGCUGGCUUCAGCAGGUUAUCUCCCUGAUUUCCCAAGUGUCGGCUGCUACUCUGCUAUCCCGGCAGCCCAGCUGGCCAGCCUGUGCUUCUGGCUCCUCCUUCUCUUGGCUGUAAGCUGAACUCCAGCUCUGGCCCUCAAUGGAACAGUGCAGGGAUCAUGCACUAUAAUCUAAUUAACUCUCCUUUGUGGGGAAAGCUAGAGAGCCAAGAGGCAGCUGCAGACCAAAUCCCAGGAGGACAGGAAGACAAAAGUCAGCUGGUUGCAGCAAAAAUGUUGAACUCUAUAUCAUCUUGCAAAAAUGCUGUAUUCUACAGUUGUGGAAUUGUAGACUCCACAGGGCCCUGACUGUGAUGGAUGGGACAGUUUACACCUCUUAGAGCUAUUGUUUCAGGCUCUCGGCAGACUCGGGCAGCCACCACUUCAUUGGUGUAUGUUUCCAAGGUUAUCUCCACAAUUCUAAGGACUAGAAACAUUUAAAAAAAAAAAGAGAAAUGUAAGAUUCUUGUUCACAAUUCUGCAGCAGGGGUGAAUUCCACUGUGACGUCUACGGCCAUGGAAUCUCUGACUAUACUGGGUCCUGUCCUUUAUGAUAGAGCCUUACUGUGUGAGAAAGUAUUUACCUACCUAUUUUGCUUUGUAACUACAUUGGGUUGAAAGUUAGUGUAAAAAUCAUAUCUAUAAUGUGCUUUAGUGGAUUUUAAGUUUAAUAAAAACAAAGCAUAUAUUAAC